AUGCGCGGCCCGUUGGGCUUGUCGGCAGCAAAGGCCUGUCAUGGUCCGGCAAACGGAGCCCUCUUUGCGCUCAUACAAUCCCCUCGUUUGCACUCCACAACGGCCCCAAUCGUGUCGAGAGCAUUCACGACAAACCCAUGCCCGAUAUCAUUCGUCGCCUCUCGAGCACCGAGCUGGAAUGGUUGCCUACCACGUUCAACUUCAACGUCAACUUCGUCAACUCCGACGUCAUCGCCAUUCCUUGUACGCUUCGCAACCGCAGGCACCACGCGUCGCAAUGGCCUCACACAGUCCCCCAUCCGCAUGUUCACGACGUCCCAACUACUCGCAGAGGCUACGAGUAAUGCCAAGCCGGUGAAGCAGCGGCUGUCCUACCGACAGGAGAUCAAGGAAAGGGGCAUCAUGGACCUCGAGGAGAAUGACGGUGACGCAGAAGAGCAAGGCUUUGCAAAGUCGGAAAAGGCGACGCAGGCAAAGCAGGUCAACAUGAGUGCCAAGCUCAGCAAAGAUGGAAGCGGAUCCGGAGGCGCUCCAGGCGGCAUGCGUGAGAUUGUGAGGCUGAUCAAGAUCGCCCGCCCGGAGCUGGGAACGCUAUCGUGGGCCUUCCUCUUCCUCAUCUUUGGCUCCGCUAUCUCUCUGUCUGUCCCCUUCUCCAUUGGCCGAAUCCUCGACGCUGCAACACAAACGGAAAACACCGACGGCCUACUCUUUGGACUCCAUCCCUCGGCCUUUUACUUUGCCUUGGCUGGCGUGCUGACAGCGGGUGCGAGUUUCAACUUUGGUCGUAUCAUCAUUCUACGUAUUGUGGGAGAACGCAUCGUGGCCCGCCUGCGCUCGCAAUUGUACCGCAAGACCUUUGUGCAAAACGCAGAGUUCUUCGAUGCCAACCGGGUUGGAGACCUCAUCUCCCGUCUGGGUUCGGACACCAUCAUCGUCGGCAAGAGCAUCACACAAAACCUGUCGGAUGGGCUCAGAGCGCUCGUCAGCGGUGCUGCUGGUUUUGCCAUGAUGGGAUUCGUCAGUCUGAAGCUCACCGGUAUCCUCGCUCUGAUUGCCCCACCAGUGGCUCUGGUCGCCUUCUUCUCAGGUCGUGCACUACGAAACCUCAGUCGUAAGAUUCAGAAGAACUUGGGAACAUUGACCAAGAUUGCGGAGGAGCGACUGGGCAACGUACGAACAAGUCAGGCCUUUGCUGGCGAGGUUCAGGAGGCUGCUCGAUACAACCGCCAAGUCAAGAGAAUAUUUGCAUUGGGAAAGAAAGAGGCCAUCAUAGCGGCAACCUUCUACGGUAGUACCGGACUGAUGGGCAAUCUGACCAUUAUUGGGAUGCUGUACGUUGGAGGUAACAUGGUGAAGACCGGCGUCAUCUCCAUCGGUGAACUCUCGUCGUUCCUCAUGUACACCGUCUAUGCUGGUUCCAGCAUGGUUGGUCUAUCUGGGUUCUAUGGUGAGAUGAUGAAAGGAGUGGGAGCUGCCAGUCGUCUCUUCGAGCUUCAAGAUCGCAAUCCAACCAUUUCGCCCACAAAGGGUCUGCCGGUCAAGUCUGCGCGCGGCCCAAUCGAGUUCCACAACGUCUCCUUUAGCUACCCGACGCGACCAGCAGUGACCAUCUUCAAAGAUCUCAACUUCAGGAUCGAACAGGGAACGAAUGUUGCCAUCGUGGCGCCUAGUGGAGCUGGCAAGUCCACCGUAGCAAGCUUGCUCCUGCGCUUCUACAACCCUACCAGCGGUACAAUUACCAUUGAUGGAAAGGACGUUACGAAGAUGAAUGCAAAACAGUUAAGAAGGAAAAUUGGUUUCGUCGGCCAGGAGCCUGUGCUGUUCUCGGGGACCAUUGCGGAGAAUAUUGCCUAUGGGGUGCCAGACGCGACCCGUGCUGAGAUUGUUGCAGCAGCGCGCAAAGCUAAUUGCCAAUUCAUCAGCGACUUUCCUGAUGGUCUCGAAACACAUGUCGGUGCCAGAGGUACCCAGCUAUCUGGUGGUCAGAAGCAGCGCAUUGCAAUUGCACGCGCACUCAUCAAGAAGCCUGAUAUUCUUAUUCUUGAUGAGGCUACGAGCGCUUUGGACGCAGAAUCAGAAACCUUGGUCAACCAGGCAUUGAGCAAGCUUCUCCAAGAGAACAAUACCACAAUCAGCAUCGCUCAUCGACUGUCUACAAUCAAGCGCUCUGAUCGCAUAAUUUGCAUUGAUGCCGACGGCAAGGUUGCUGAAGAAGGCACAUAUGAAGAGCUCACAAAGAACCCCGACGGUGCCUUCAAUAAGCUCAUGGAAUGGCAGUUGAAUGGAGGCGAGGUAGACACAAAGGCUGCCACAAAGCCACGGCCUGGCGACACAGAGCAGGUGGAGAGGGAGACUGAGCACGACCAAGAACAAGAAGCAAGUCGUAACCGCAUCUGA
This is a messenger RNA of Plenodomus lingam JN3, 2397 nucleotides long. It is a transcript of the gene MDR2, whose product is annotated as multidrug-resistance transporter mdr2. Gene Ontology annotation, cellular component: mitochondrial inner membrane. The record is from RefSeq and is a predicted model, not a curated record. Gene Ontology annotation, molecular function: ABC-type oligopeptide transporter activity; ATP hydrolysis activity; ATP binding. Lineage: Eukaryota; Fungi; Ascomycota; Dothideomycetes; Pleosporales; Leptosphaeriaceae. Gene Ontology annotation, biological process: oligopeptide export from mitochondrion.